AUGGCGACACCACGAUCGCUUUCUGCUGCCCACGAACCCCGAGAGGACCAGCCGCUUCUUCGCGCCCCGGAGGAAGAUUCCUGGAAACCACCGCGGGGUUUUGUCUGGAUCCAGGUGGCCAUUAUGUCCAAUGUUUUUCUGUACGGCUUCGAUGGGACCAUCACUGCUGCGACCUAUGCGAUCAUCAGCUCCGACUUUGACGCGGCCAACACCGCCUCCUGGCUCACCACGUCGUACUUGGUGACGAGUACGGCCUUUCAACCACUGUAUGGCCGGGUGUCGGACAUCUUUGGGCGCCGCAUCUGUUUCUUCAUCUCGACCAUCACUUUUGCCCUGGGUUGUCUUGGUUGUGGUCUUGCGAACGACAUCGUGUUCCUCAACUGCAUGCGCGCGCUGACCGGUUUUGGGGGCGGGGGUCUCAUGACUAUGGCGACGAUUGUGAACUCGGACAUGAUCCCGUUCCGUAAACGCGGGAUGUACCAAGCGUUGCAAAACGGAAUGUUCGGUUUCGGCGCCAUCUGCGGCGCUUCAUUCGGCGGGACCAUUGCCGAUACGAUCGGUUGGCGAUGGUGCUUCAACCUCCAGGUGCCCAUCUCGGCGUUUGCUUUGAUUGUGGGCGCCCUGGUCAUCAACAACCCCGAGGGAGGUUUCCAACUGGGCCAAGGCUUCCGCGACACCUGGGCGAGGGUGGAUUUUACCGGGGCCUUUUUGCUCGUCAUUUCCAUUUCGCUGCAGCUGGUCGGUCUGAGUCUCGGCGGCAACGAACUGCCGUGGAGCAGCCCGUGGGUGAUCGGUUCGCUUGUGGUGAGCGCUGCGCUCCUCGGCCUCUUCCUGGUGGUGGAAGCCAAGACCAGCGCGAUCCCAGUCAUUCCACUCCGGCUGCUGCACGGGAAACUCCCGGCGUUGAUCCAAUUUUCAAACAUUUGCGCUGGCAUGUCUGCGUAUGCGUAUCUCUUCAACCUGCCCUUGUUCUUCCAAAUCGUCCUGCUCGAUUCAGCCACCACCGCUGGAGCCCGUUUGGCGAUCCCGUCUCUUGCAACACCAAUCGGCGGGCUGAUCGCGGGCAUUGUCAUGUCCCGAUGGGGUAAAUUAGUGCCCCUCGUGCGGACCGGCGCUUUGUUGAUGAUGUUCGGCAAUGCGCUGGUCACCUCUCUCGGCUUCGAAGACUCGGCGUGGAAAUACUUUGCCUACAUCUUCCCGGCGAAUCUCGGCCAAGGCAUCAUUUACCCCGGCAUUCUGUUCACGUCUCUCGCCACAUUUGACCACGCAGGGACGGUGUAUGGCGUCGCCAUCACCUCUGCCAUUGUGCAAACCACGCUCAGCGUCCGGCUUCCGGACGCUUUGGGCGAGAUACCUGAUAAAUGGAGAGUUAUCGACGAGAUUCGGCACUCGGUCUCCGCCAUCCGGGAUCUGCCCCCGGAUCUCCAGCUCAAGGCGCGUCACGUGUACUACGACGGGCUGCGGUACUCGUUUGCAACGUCCACGGCGGUCGCUGCUGCGGCUAUGGUCACGGCUUUCUUGGCAAAGGGCCGGGGCUUGCGCAGCACGAAGUAA
Dichotomopilus funicola is the source of this 1554-nucleotide messenger RNA. Its product is annotated as major facilitator superfamily domain-containing protein. Gene Ontology annotation, molecular function: basic amino acid transmembrane transporter activity. Gene Ontology annotation, cellular component: fungal-type vacuole membrane. The transcript has 6 exons. Lineage: Eukaryota; Fungi; Ascomycota; Sordariomycetes; Sordariales; Chaetomiaceae. Gene Ontology annotation, biological process: basic amino acid transport; transmembrane transport. The record is from RefSeq and is a predicted model, not a curated record. Bases 1 to 1554 code for a protein of 517 amino acids.